This is a messenger RNA of Myotis davidii, 1802 nucleotides long. It is a transcript of the gene FAM20C, whose product is annotated as family with sequence similarity 20 member C. Gene Ontology annotation, molecular function: protein serine/threonine kinase activity. Lineage: Eukaryota; Metazoa; Chordata; Mammalia; Chiroptera; Vespertilionidae. Gene Ontology annotation, cellular component: Golgi apparatus. The transcript is spliced from 12 exons. The annotation marks the transcript as partial. Gene Ontology annotation, biological process: protein phosphorylation. The record is from RefSeq and is a predicted model, not a curated record.
AACUGGCCGCACGACGGCCACGACGGCCCCGAGGGCGAGGACUUCGCACCCACGGGGGAGGCGGCCGUGGACAGCUACCCCAACUGGCUCAAGUUCCACAUCGGCAUCAACCGGUACGAGCUGUACUCCAGGGACAGCCCCGUGGUCGAUGCCCUGCUGCAGGACCUGGGCGCCCAGAAGAUAACCAGUGUGGCCAUGAAGUCGGGGGGCACUCAGCUCAAGCUCAUCAUGACGUUCCAGAACUACGGGCAGGCCCUGUUCAAGCCCAUGAAGCAAACGAGAGAGCAGGAGACACCCCCUGACUUUUUUUAUUUCUCUGACUACGAGAGGCACAAUGCGGAGAUCGCUGCCUUCCACCUGGACAGGAUCCUGGACUUCCGCCGCGUCCCCCCCGUGGCCGGCAGGAUGGUCAACAUGACCAGGGAGAUCCGGGACGUCACGCGGGACAAGAAGCUGUGGAGGACCUUCUUCAUCUCCCCAGCCAACAACGUGUGCUUCUACGGGGAGUGCUCCUACUACUGCUCCACGGAGCACGCCCUGUGCGGGAAGCCGGACCAGAUUGAGGGCUCGCUGGCAGCCUUCCUGCCGGACCUGUCCCUGGCCAAGAGGAAGACGUGGCGGAACCCGUGGCGACGCUCGUACCACAAGCGCAAGAAGGCAGAGUGGGAAGUGGACCCCAACUACUGCAACGAGGUGAAGCAGACGCCCCCCUACGACCGCAGCCGCCGCAUCCUGGACAUCAUGGACAUGACCAUUUUCGACUUCCUCAUGGGGAACAUGGAUCGCCAUCACUACGAGACGUUUGAGAAGUUUGGGAACGACACCUUUAUUAUCCACCUGGACAACGGGAGAGGGUUUGGAAAAUAUUCCCAUGAUGAGCUUUCCAUUCUGGUGCCUUUACAACAGUGCUGCAGGAUCCGGAAGUCCACCUACCUGCGGCUGCAGCUGCUGGCCAAGGAGGAAUACAAGCUGAGCCUGCUGAUGGCUGAGUCGCUGCGGCAGGACCGGGUGGCGCCGGUGCUGUUCCAGCCGCACCUGCAAGCCCUGGACCGGCGGCUGCGCCUGGUGCUGCAGGCCGUGGGCGCCUGCGUGGGCAAGGAAGGGCUGGGCCAUGUGGUGGAGGACGACCCCCCCUGGACCCUGGGCACAGAGGCUCCACCGACAGGUAGUGACCACAGCCGCCGGCUGGUGCCGGGGACGGACACGAUGCCCCAGCUGACUCGGCCGUGGGGUCCUCCAGCUGUGGGUCCGCAGGAUGCGUUUCAUUCGCUUUCAAGACAAAGCGGCUGUGGAGGGAGCACGCGGCUGUGGACGGACAGAGGCAGCCUGGCGGCAGGCGACCACCCUUUUGUACGGAAGGGAAGCCUUUCCUUACUGUUUUGUAUUUAUACACAGAUGAUAUGUAUAUAAACAGAGACGCCGGCACAGACCCGCAACUCACGCGGAGAGCCACCCUCUGCCCGGCUCCCCGCCAAGGCCCUUGUGCUCUGGACUUAACUUAAAACUAAAACUCUCCGUCCCCCCUUCCCGGCCGCACGGGAGGCCCUCCGAGACGCCUGCUCCUGAGGCCAGCAGGACUCGCGUGGACGGACGGACACUCACAUGUUCUCGGUGACGAAAUGACCAGCUAUUAUUUCUCGGUGCCGCCCACCAAUGCCCGGUACCUCCCGGGAGGCGGCCAAGGGCGCAGCUCAGCUUCCGUGGAGACUCGUGUGAGCGUGUCGCCCGGGCUCCGACCCCCGGUACAUUCUUGAGGAAUAUUUGCAAUGUGGUGAACGUGCAAUAAAGAUACAGCAGAUGUG